Messenger RNA from Bubalus bubalis (water buffalo), 1077 nucleotides. Its product is annotated as olfactory receptor 8J2-like. The transcript has a single exon. The record is from RefSeq and is a predicted model, not a curated record. Bases 1 to 948 code for a protein of 315 amino acids. Gene Ontology annotation, biological process: sensory perception of smell; G protein-coupled receptor signaling pathway. Gene Ontology annotation, molecular function: G protein-coupled receptor activity; olfactory receptor activity; odorant binding. Gene Ontology annotation, cellular component: membrane. NCBI's taxonomy places the organism in Eukaryota, Metazoa, Chordata, Mammalia, Artiodactyla, Bovidae.
AUGGCUCCAGGGAAUCACACUCAUGUGACUGAAUUCAUUCUAAUGGGAGUCUCAGACCGUCCAGAAUUCCAGAUUCCCUUUUUUUGUGUGUUCCUGAUCGUCUAUGGACUGACCCUGGCAGGGAACCUGGGAAUCGUCAUCCUCACCAGCGUGGACUCUCAGCUUCAGACCCCCAUGUACUUUUUCCUCAAGCACUUGGCUAUCAUCAAUUUGGGCAAUUCUUCUGUCAUUGCCCCCAAAAUGUUGGUUAACUUCUUGGUUACAAAGAAAACCAUAUCUUAUUAUGGAUGUGCAGUUCAACUAGGUGGAUUCUUAGUUUUUAUUGUGGCUGAGAUUUUCGUGCUGGCUGCCAUGGCCUAUGACCGCUAUGUGGCUAUUUGCAGCCCCCUGCUCUACCGGGUGGUGGUUUCUCCACGGAUGUGCCUUCUCCUGGCGGCCCUUAUUUACAUCUACAGUCUGACCACAGCACUGACGGUCUCUUCCUGUGUGUUUUCCGUGUCAUACUGUUCGUCCAAUGUGAUCAACCAUUUUUACUGUGAUAAUGUCCCUUUGUUAGCAUUGUCCUGUUCUGAUACCUACAUUCCAGAAACAGCAGUGUUUACCUUUUCAGGGACCAAUUUGUUUUUCUCUAUGAUUAUUGUUCUAACAUCAUACUUCAACAUCAUCCUUGCCAUUUUGAGGAUACGUUCUUCAGAAGGGCGACAAAAAGCGUUUUCCACCUGUGCUUCUCACAUGAUGGCUGUCACUGUGUUCUAUGGGACGCUUCUCUUCAUGUAUUUGCAGCCAAGGACCAACCACUCAUUAGAUACUGAUAAGAUGGCAUCGGUCUUCUAUACCCUGGUGAUCCCAAUGCUGAACCCCCUUAUUUACAGCCUGAGGAACAAGGACAUGAAGGAUGCAUUGAACAGAUUCCUGGAUAACUCAUGUCAGUCAUUCAAAUCAGUGUAAAUUUAAAACUGCAACUAUCUCCAGUUAAAGGUUUUAUUUGUUCCUGAAAAUUUUGCUAAGUGACAAAGCAAUAAAUAAAAUUCCGCUAAUUUUAAGGAAAAAUCUGAAUCCUUUUAAUCUCAUCUUUAA